GGUAUUUUAACGCAAAAGACAUAUCGGACGACUCUUAUAACGUAAAGACAACGACAUGAUAUAGUCUGUGGAGAACGACAAUGAAAAGUCCGCUAAUAGCUGAAGCGACGUCCGGCCAUCAAAUAACCGCCUACAGAGUCGAAGGCGCUUGACCGUCGAUCACACUAAUGAAGCCCUUCAGUCGAGAAGUUGACUCAACCAUGUCAUCGUCCAUACAUUUUCACCACAGGAAUGUAAGAAGUAGCUGGCCUACUCUAUCAUCAACAUACCUCAUAUAUUUCAUACUGUCUUGCGUAGUGGGCGUAUCUGCCCAAACGCCAUCGAUGUCACAAUGUGCCACGACUGUUGAUGGCGCUAAAAGAAUUACGAACUGUAGCAGUUUGGGAUUGAGUUCGGUUCCAGUUGACCUGGACCCAUUCACCACAGAACUAUAUCUCGAUUACAACAAUAUAAAUACAAUCAGGAACAACUCAUUUUCGUAUCUUCAACAAUUGAAAACUUUGAGCGCACGUAGUAAUGGGGUGGUUGCUAUUGAACCACGUGGUUUAGCUGGACUAACCGAGUUAGAUGUUUUAGACCUUUCGGAUAACGAACUUGUUUCUAUAUCCGCCGAGGCACUUGAUAACUGCAACCCUGAUCGUGUAACAAUUGAUGGCAACCUUUUCACGGAAGACACAUUACGUCAAUUCUCAUUAGCUCUUGCUGGCAAGAGACUGUCUAAAUUGUCAGUGAAAGGGAAUCCAACAUUUGUAAAUAUUACAAAAGACACAUUCAAACCUCUUUUCAAUUUACAGUUUCUUGACAUCUCAGGCUGCGAUAUUAAAAGCUUGCCUAAAAGGGCUUUCGAUGGAUUUAGGCGCCUAAAAGAACUUUAUAUAGAAAACAAUACCAACUUAGCUCAUAUUGAUAACGAUGCAUUUUUGAACAUGCAGCAACUGGAGACAUUAUCGUUAGCUGGGUGCGCCUUGGAGCGUGUAACAAUUUUUUUAAAAGACAAAGCCGUACAUCUGCAAUCUUUGAAGAACAUGGACUUGUCUCGAAAUUUGAUUUCAGGAAUUGAUCAGUACUCAUUUUAUCCAAUGAAGUCCAUCCGACACCUUGAUUUAAGUCGGAACAAGUUUGAGCAGAUCACUAUUUUUAACGAAUUCGUCGGACUUACGGGUUUAAAGUAUUUGGAUCUUAGUAGAAACCCUCUUUUCUACAUCGCUGAUAAAUCCUUUCGAGGCGUUUCUGAUAUUGACACAUUGGAUCUAAGCGAUUGCCAGUUUUCCAGUUUGGAAAGCCAAGAACUCUGGGGACUAUAUACAUUGUCUAAACUAUACUUGAACAAUAAUCCUUUGACUUACCUGUCAAAUGCUGUAUUCGAAACACAGUCUAGUAUAUCUGAAAUAUAUCUUACAAACUGUCGGUUGACGCAAGUGACGACGUCGUUUAAAGGACUGAACUUCACUAGAAUAGUUGCAGAUAAUAACCUCAUCAGAAACAUCGCACCUGAUGCCUUUUCUGGUUGUGCGCGUCUAAAUGAACUCAAAUUGCAAGGGAAUAAGCUCCAAUCAAUACCCGAGGCACUAUGUGCAAAUCCAACCAUACAGAAUGUCGAUAUAUCGAAUAAUAUGUUCAACAGCAUAGAUUCCAAAACUAUGGACUGUUUACGAGAGUGGAGCUUCUUUGACGGUAGCAAGAAUCCGUACACGUGUGAUGGAAGACUUGUGGACUUCACUGUAUUUGCAAACGACACUGGGAGGUCUGUAGUUCAACAAUGGCCAGAUGGAUAUCGCUGUAAUGCCCCCAUAGAGUGGCAGAAUCAAACAGUUCACCAUUAUAUCAAUACACAGUGGCUAACUACAACCACGACAACCACCACCACAACCGUCGCUCCGACAACAGAAACGGUGACAACGGAACAACUAACCACAAUAAAACCGACAACGGAACAAGGGACCACAGUUGAACCGACUACAGAGCAAAUAACGACAGUUCAACCGACUACUGAACAUAUUACCACAGUUGAAGCGACCACAGAACUAAUGACCACUGUUCAACCUACCACAGAAAAAAUUACCACGAUUGAACCGACCACAGAACAAAUUACCACAGUUGCCACAGAACAUAUUACCACGGUUGAACCGACCACAGAACAAAUUACCACUGUUGAACCGACCACAGAACAUAUUACCACAGUUGAACCGACUACUGAACAUAUUACCACAGUUGAACCGACUACUGAACAUAUUACCACAGUUAAACCGACGACAGAACAAAUUACCACAACUGAACCCAGUACAGAAAGAAUUACCACACCUGAAAUAACGACGGAACAAAUGACUACCAAUAAAGUAACAACCGAACAAGAUACGACUCUAUUACCAACAAGAGAACGAAUGUCAACUGCUGGCGUUAUAACCACCAGACAGACGACUGCAAUCCCACGAACAACUUCUGUAGCAGCUACAUCAUCAAAUUCUCCAUCACCCGUUGUCACGACAACGCUCCCCUUGACACCAACAACCAACAAAGUAGAAAACAUUUCAGGACCUUUUGAAAGCAGGCAGAUCAGUGAUCGUGAUGCGGUCAUUAUUUCUAUAUCCACAGUGCUAGGAGUUGCCUUUAUAGUGUUUCUAAUAAUAAUGUUUUACAUUGUUGUCUUUAAUGGGUCACGAAGAAACAAAUCAUGGACGGUGACUCGUGAUAUAAACAACUCACAUAAGCAAUCAUACAAUAAAUUUGAAAUGACGAACAUUGAGAUAGAUAAUCAAAUGCAAGAUGGUAAAGUGUUUUCAGAUGAGGCUAAAUCAAACGGAACUGCUAUUAUCUAUUGAUAUUUUUAUUAUUCUAUUCAUUAUAUCACAUUUUCAAUAUAAUCUCAGAACAUACCAGUUUAUGUACAUGUAGAUGCAAUACCAAUUUUGGAAUAGAAUUCCUCAACUCCCGUAUCAAUGUUGCCAUUUGUUACUCUUGAAAUCGUUUAAAACUGUUCCUUCAGAUAUCCGUCUUUGACAUAAUUUACAAAAAUAAUAAGCAAGUCAGACGGUCAGUUCAUUAUUAUUAUUGACAAAGUUAAUAAAAGAAUAUGUAAAUAUGAUUCAACAUGAUAAGUAAACUAUUUCAAACGCUAUGUAAAGAUAUUCAGAUGUUACAGAAUUUAUAUUUUGUAUAGUCUCUAUAUAGGAAAUGUUGUAAUAAUAGGUUUCAAAUAAACACAUUAUCACAUCACAUUGUAUUUUGGGUCACUUUGUAUAUUUUAAUGAUUCUUCAUUAAAAUAUCGCAUUUUGUGUUUGUGAUGGCUAAAAACGAGUGUCUGGGUCCCAAUUUUAUUUUAUAUAUUCUUGAAGAAUGUUCCUUGUAACUGCUUGAUAAUGUGCGAUUGCCCCUCCUUCCAAAUUAUGGUUUGAAACUACUUGAUGCCCUCUUACUUGAAAGGGUCUAUACAUCACUGAAUGAUAUCUUGAACAUGGUUAAAUUUCCUCGUUAUGCUGGGGGCCCUUGUAGCACAACAUCUCCCUUUUCUAACGUUUCUCCAAAUUGCUCAAAAAGAAAGUUCUAGUGAGCUCAAUAUAGAAGUGAGUUUCCCUUGGCCUAUCAGCUCGUACAAACCGACCCCCCCCCCCCCCAACCUGACCAACCUGAUUUACGUGGCAAAAUUGACCCCCCCCCCCUUGAAGAAAAGUGUCUGACGGGCCUGUGGGUGCUAUAUAUUUCCCAUUCUCUUGGAUAUAUCUAUAAUGUAUUUAUCUCUUAAGAGCCAACCUGUACACAACAGUACCUCAUAAUCAGCGAAGAGUUACAGUUAUUCAUCUUAAUUUGAUUUCACAUAUGUAAUGGAACUCAAAGCCACAAUUCCAGUUAUGUAGUUUAAAUUGUUCACCACCAUAAAGAACUGUACAUCUCUCUGCAUUCACGUCGUUAGGUUCUGGACUGCUCCACGUAGUACUCCAAGGGGCAUAUAAUAUCGGUUUUGUCUUCCAUGAAGGUCCACCCGCCCAUUGCCAACCUCCAUUUAAAAAGUUGCCACCAAUGAAGAACGAAUUUCCUGUUGUAGCACCGUCUCCAAUAAUCCCCCGUCCCUGAAUCUCACUUCGUAGGAAAUUGUAUUCUUCUUCCGAGUCUAUAGCAACAAGAUUUGCGUCCAUUGAGUUGCAAAAUGUGAGAGCAUUGUACCAAGUGGUUUUCUCAGAUAUGACAAAGUUGUAACAGGACUCCAGGUUUUCAUUGAAGGUGAAUCCCAUUGGGCACACAGACCCAUGGGUGUAAUCGCAGUGUGCAAUUGUUCUCGUAGUUGCAAUGUCGAGGAAGACGAUUGCGAAUAUCAUCCCAGUACCGAGUAAAGUCUUCAUCUUGCCAGUGCGCUAUCUAUAGAUGAAGAAAUAAAAUAUAUACGUUGUAUAUGGAACUCAGAUUCUUUUUAGAAUCGUUUUUGACUUCAUCUAAACUAAACUGUUCAACAAAACUUUUCAAAUUCAGUUUGAG
This is a messenger RNA of Owenia fusiformis, 4468 nucleotides long. The record is from the annotation of a GenBank genome assembly. NCBI's taxonomy places the organism in Eukaryota, Metazoa, Annelida, Polychaeta, Sabellida, Oweniidae.